Molecule: messenger RNA, 3705 nt
Organism: Alnus glutinosa
Lineage: Eukaryota; Viridiplantae; Streptophyta; Magnoliopsida; Fagales; Betulaceae
Product: probable LRR receptor-like serine/threonine-protein kinase At3g47570
Exons: 2
Coding region: 2157-3455 (432 amino acids)
Biological process (GO): protein phosphorylation
Molecular function (GO): ATP binding; protein kinase activity
Source: RefSeq, a predicted model, not a curated record
GACUCAAGUCUUCUGCGCACUACGUACAGACUCAGCCCAAACCAAGAGAGUCUAAUCUUUCACUUCCACUAUAUAUAUAUAUAACCCGCGUCAACACCAUUGUCAUCCCCACCGCCACCACUCAAACCCUUCUUUCUCGCGCGCACUACGAUCAACCAUGCAAAUAGAAAGGCCAUCCCUUCUCUUCCUCUGCUUGAGUUUUCUGUUGGUGCAGUCAUGCAUGUUUCAGCUGUCUCAAUCGACUUUCAGUAACUUUACUGAUCGAUUAGCUCUCAUUACCUUCAAAUCCAAUCUCAGUUCUAGUCCAAACCAAACUGUCCUGGCUGCUAACUGGUCCACAGCAACCAACUUCUGCAACUGGAUUGGGGUCUCGUGUAGCCGGCGCAGGCAAAGAGUCACCGCUUUGGACCUUUCCUACAUGGCCUCCAAGGCAGCAUUUCUCCUCACAUUGGUAAUCUCUCCUUCCUCGUCUCGCUUGAUCUAAGAAACAACAGCUUCUCCAGCUUUCUGCCCCAUGAGAUCGGUCGCCUCCGCCGCUUGAGAAUACUCCAGUUGUCAUCCAACCUAUUGGAAGGUAAUAUCCCUCCCACUUUGCAUUACUGUUGGAAGCUUCAAAAAAUAGAGCUUAGCACGAACCAUCUUGUGGGUGCCAUUCCGUCGACCCUCGGCAAUAUUUCUUCGUUAGAGUACUUGAAUCUGCAAUUCAACAGCCUCACUGGUCCACUUCCUUUUGCCAUCUUUAACAUAUCCUCUCUAACCAAAAUUGGUCUUACAGAAAAUCAAAUUUUGGGAACUCUUCCAAUGGAUCUGUGCAGCCACUGUCCUAAACUUCAAGAACUUAAUCUUACGGACAAUAAAUUCAGCGGUCGGCUCCCUUCACAGAUGAAUUAUUGCACAGAACUUGUAGUCUUGUCGUUAUCAUACAAUAAAUUUGAUGGGACCAUUCCAAAAGGCUAUGGGAGUUUGGAAAAGCUUAAAUAUCUGGUUCGUGGAGGCAACAACUUAACUGGUAAUAUACCUCCUACCAUAAGUAACUUGUCGAGGUUAGUUGAGUUUGGAAUUGAGAUAAACAACAUUAAAGGAAGCAUUCCCAGUGAUUUAUGGCGUCUUCCAAAUCUGUAUAAAUUGAAUUUUGGAUCCAAUGAUCUCAUUGGGGCAAUCCCCCAAAGCCUUUUCAACAGUUCCUCUCUACGACAACUCCUCUUGACCAAUAAUUCCUUUUAUGGAAAUCUUCCAUUUGAUAAUGGCCUUUCUUGCCCUAAUAUUGAAUAUGUGGUUUUUGGUAUGAACCAAUUUAGUGGUCGGAUCCCAUCAUGUCUUUCAAAUUGUUCCAAGCUUUCCAUUGUAGAUUUUCAUACAAACUUACUCUCUGGGCCAAUACCCACAAGUCUUGGACGCUUAAAAAACCUUGAAGAAAUUUAUCUGAAUAACAAUCAGCUAAUAGCAGAGCCAGAAGAUCAAGAGCUUAAUUUUCUUUCAUCAUUAUCUAAUUGCAGAUAUUUGAAAAUGUUGUCCAUAUCAAAGAAUCCCUUGGAUAUUACUCUUCCUCGUUCCAUUGGAAACUUUUCUGAUUACCUUAAGUCCAUUGUUGCAUCUGAAACCCAAAUAAAGGGUCAUAUUCCUAUGGAAAUCGGUUCCUUGAAAGGCUUGAACUGGCUUCAUUUGAGCAGUAACAAUUUGACAGGAAGCAUACCGUCCACGAUUGGGGGAUUGGAGAGUUUGCAAAGAUUGUAUCUUGAUAUUAAUAAGAUUGAAGGAUUCACUCCAGAAGGCGUAUGUCAGUUAAAGAACAUAGGCGAGUUAGAUCUCUCAACAAACAAAAUCUCUGGAUCCAUCCCAAAUUGCAUGUCAAAUCUCAGUCAUUUGCAAUAUCUAAACCUUAGUGUUAAUAGAUUGGAAUCAUCACUACCAUUAAAUUUAUGGAGCCUUGAAUAUCUACGGGUUUGGACCUUUCAUUGAAUGCCCUUGGUGGGGAUUUGUCUCCAAACAUGAAUAAAUUGGAUGUUAUUGAACACAUAGAUUUAUCUUGAAACCAAAUUGUUGGAAAUAUUCCAACCAUCAUUGGAGCUUUCGAAAGCCUAAGUUUUCUUGACUUAUCAAGGAACUCAUUUCGAGGAGAGAUUCCACAAACUUUUGGAGACUUAAAGGGAUUGGAUAUGUUAAACCUCUCAUAUAAUAAUCUCUCUGGUUCAAUUCUUAAGUCUCUUGAGGCACUUUCAUUUCUCAAGUACUUGAAUGUGUCUUUCAAUGAACUAUCCGGAGAGAUCCCAUCAGGUGGGCCUUUUGUGAAAUUUACAGCUGAAUCAUUUUUAGGAAAUAAAGCACUUUGUGGGAAUCAACUUUUCGAUGUUCCACCUUGUCCAAGUUCUGCAAGCUCCAAAGGAUUAAGGGUGAAAGAAAUUUUGCUUAAAUAUUUUCUACCUGGAAUUAGUUCAAUUAUUAUCCUCCUAGCACUGGUUUAUAUGCUGAGAAGAUAUCAAGAAAGUAAAAUGCAAGUUCCAAGUUUACCUAAUGCAAUGCCUCUGUUGGAGCAUAGAAUGAUAUCAUAUCAAGAACUUUGUCAAGGGACAAACAAUUUUUGUGAAAGUAACUUGCUUGGAGCCGGAGGUUUUGGUUCUGUGUACAAAGGAGUGUUGUCUGAUGGGACAAUUGUUGCUGUCAAAGUUCUAAAUUUGCAAUUGGUUGGUGCUUUCAAGAGUUUCGAUGCUGAAUGCAAGGUGUUACAAACAAUCCGACAUAGAAAUCUUGUUAAAGUCAUAAGUACAUGUUCCAACCCCGAGUUUAGAGCUUUGGUCCUGCAAUACAUAUCGAACGGCAACCUUGAAAGAUGGUUAUACUCUCACAACUACUGCUUAAAUCUUCUUCAAAGAGUAAACAUUAUGGUUGAUGUUGCAUCGGUGUUGGACUAUCUCCACCAUGGUCAAUCAGAACUUAUCGUUCAUUGUGAUUUGAAGCCCACCAAUAUCCUUUUAGAUGAGGACAUGGUUGUACAUGUUGCUGAUUUUGGCAUUGCAAAAAUUUUAGCCAAAAACAAAGAUUUCAUACAAACCAAAACUCUUGGUACACUCGGCUACAUCGCACCAGAGUUUGGGUCUGAAGGAAAAGUAUCCAUUAAAUGCGAUGUUUAUAGCUAUGGCAUAAUAUUGUUGGAGAUGAUAACAAGGAAGAAGCCUACCGACGACAUGUUUGUAGGAGAAUUGACUUUGAGACAAUGGAUAAAUGGAUCACUUCCUGACAAAAUGAUGGAAGUUGUGGAUGACGGUUUAUUAAGAAUAGAACAUGGAAGAGACGUAAUUUUCAUGGAAAGCAUUUUUUCGUCUAUAAUCGAAUUAGGCUUAAAGUGUUCAGAAGAAUUACCUGUUGAGAGAAUCGAUAUCAAAGACGUGCUUGUCAAGCUUAACAAAAUCAAAUUGACACUUUCUGAAAACAGAAACAGGGGUGCUCGAUAUCUUUGAUAUGGGUUUUGCAUGUUUUUUCUUUUUACUUUUAUAAAGUUCUUUUUUUUUUUUUGUUCUUUUUUUUCUAUUCAAGUAGAGAAAAUAAGAGUUACAAAAGGUAGUUCUUUUUCACUUUUUAUGUAGUAGUUAAGAGUGGUAUGUAAUAACUUUGUAUGUCUUUUCAUGUUUAAACAAAUGGUUUGGGAUUUCCUACCAUCUUCUCCCUGUGACUUUUAUCAUCUUCUUUCUCCUUAUCAUUCUCUAAAUU